Gossypium raimondii (Peruvian cotton) is the source of this 1145-nucleotide messenger RNA. Its product is annotated as protein TIC 21, chloroplastic. Lineage: Eukaryota; Viridiplantae; Streptophyta; Magnoliopsida; Malvales; Malvaceae. The record is from RefSeq and is a predicted model, not a curated record. The coding region runs from base 123 to 989 and encodes 288 amino acids. The transcript is spliced from 4 exons.
CUUUAUAUCCAUGAACUUGGUAUAAAACAAAUGAAAUUACAAAUCAAUUGGGCAAACCCGAACUGCUGCCACUUAACAACCGUCACCGUGCGCAAGCGGCCCCUGCACAUCAUCCUGUCAUCAUGCAAACGUUAUUGGUACCGCCGGCAACUCGCUCCGGCAUUUGUUUGGUGGGUCCCCUCCUUCCAACUCACCGUCGCCGACCAGCGAUAACUUUUUCUUCUCCAAAUUUUAUCGCUUCACUUGAAACUCGGAAACCGAAGCCACUAAUCUCCCCGUUCGCUUCCUGGAACCCUCUCAAUGUUGAAAGAUCUAAGCUUUUGUUGAGCAGAGUCUCUUCUUCUUCUUCUUCCUCAGUUUCACCUGGUUCUACCUCCCCUAAUGAUGAUUCUGACAAGGCAAAGCUCGCUCAGGUAGCCAAGAGGUUAGAGACCACGUCAAGAUACUUUAAACGAUUGGGGAAUUUAGGGUUUUGGGGGCAGCUAGUUUGCUCGGUGGUUGCGGCUGUGAUACUUUCAUUUUCAGUUGUGGUUACUGGGAAAAUUACAUCACCUGCUACGUUUUAUGCUACUUUCGGUGGAAUUGUAGCUGCAUUCAUAUCGGUUUUUUGGUCAUUCGGUUAUAUUCGACUUUCAGAGAAACUCAAAAGGACUGUUAAUGAUCCUUCAAAGGCUCCUCCUCGUGCCAAUGUUGUGAAAAGCUUGAAAAAUGGUAUCGUUCUGAAUCUUUUGGGAAUGGGUGCUGCUAUUCUUGGCAUGCAAGCAACAGUCGGUUUACUAGUCGCGAAGGCACUUACCUCCUCCACAACUCCUUAUUACCAAGGAAUUGCACCCGGCUCUAGUCCGGUUCUUGCCUUGGAUGUAUUCUUGGUGCAGGCAUCGGCAAACACUAUCCUUUCGCACUUUCUGGGGCUGGUGUUCUCGCUGGAACUGUUACGCUCGGUGACAUUGCCUAAUACAGAGAGUAUUCCAAUUCCCAAGCUUGCAUAAAUUCUACCUUUCAUGGUAAAUGUAGAAUAGUUGAACGUGAUUUUACUGCUGAUAACUGUUUUACAAGCCACCCUUGGCAUUUUUUUAAUAAAUACAUGUAUUAAUACAACACUGAAUUACUGAGUUUCUGAUAAAAUAUAAACAGGGUUUCCUCCA